Messenger RNA from Ichthyophthirius multifiliis, 1197 nucleotides. RefSeq lists its product as hypothetical. Lineage: Eukaryota; Ciliophora; Oligohymenophorea; Hymenostomatida. Gene Ontology annotation, cellular component: histone acetyltransferase complex. Gene Ontology annotation, molecular function: protein binding; histone H3 acetyltransferase activity. The transcript has 3 exons. The record is from RefSeq and is a predicted model, not a curated record. Gene Ontology annotation, biological process: chromatin remodeling; positive regulation of transcription by RNA polymerase II.
AUGUUUGUUGGAAUGAAUGGUGAAAUUACUGGCCUAGGAUUUGCCACUAGAGAUUAAGGCGCAAAAGUAUAAGAAGACUAAGGAAUUUUAGACUAUAAAAUAUUAAGGAAUGAUGGUAAUUUAGAAAACAUGAAAUUAUUAAUAGAUUUAAAAAAUAUAUUUUCCCGCUAACUUCCAAAAAUGCCCAAAGAAUAUAUAGUGAAGUUAAUAUUUGAUCGUCAUCAUGAAUCUAUGGUAAUAUUUAAGAAUAAUUAAAAAGUUAUAGGUGGAAUAUGUUAUAGAUAAUAUAAAAGUCAAAGAUUUGCCGAAAUAGCAUUUUUAGCAGUCACUGCAAAUGAAUAAGUGAGAGGAUAUGGGACUCGUUUAAUGAAUAAAUUUAAGGAAUAUAUGUAAUAAUAAGAUAUUGAGUAUUUAUUGACAUAUGCGGAUAAUUUUGCUAUUGGAUAUUUCAAAAAAUAGGGGUUUAGUAAAGAACAUAGAAUGCCAUAGGAAAGAUGGAAAGGAUUUAUUAAAGAUUAUGACGGAGGUACUUUAAUGGAAUGCUAUAUCCAUCCUUAUAUUGAUUAUUCGGAUAUAUCUAAGAUUAUUUAGAAAUAAAAGGAAAUUUUAAUUGAAAGAAUAAAAAAAUUAUGUUUAAAUGAAAAAGUAUUUUCGGGUGUUAAUUAUGCUAAAUUAAUAAGAAAUGCUAUAUAAGUUGAAAAAAAUGAAGAGGAAAAAGAAGGAGAUGAAAGUUAACCUUUAGUCGAUCCUUUAGAAAUUCCAGGAAUAAAAUAAAGUGGAUGGGAAUGGGCGGAUUAUUAAGAAUUAAAAAAUUAAAAGGAAAGAUCUUUUAAUUUAUAAUGUGCAAAUGUAAUCGAAAAUUUAAAAAGACAUAAAUAAUCAUGGCCUUUUACAGAUCCAGUUAAUAAAGACGAUGUACCAGAUUAUUAUGAUAUUAUUACAGAUCCUAUUGAUAUAAAACUUAUUGAAAGAAGGUUAUAAAACAAUUAAUAUUUAGAUAAAGAUUAAUUCAUUAAAGAUAUAAGGAAAAUUUUUGCAAAUGCUAAACUUUAUAAUCAACCAGAUACUGUCUAUUAUAAAGCAGCUAAAGAAUUAGAAGAAUAUAUAGAACCUUAUUUAGAAAAACUUAAAGAAAUUCCUUUAAAUUCUAAUAAUUAAAAAGCUAUUCCUAUUAGAAAAAGUAUAAAGAAAAAAUGA